Molecule: messenger RNA, 836 nt
Organism: Hydractinia symbiolongicarpus
Lineage: Eukaryota; Metazoa; Cnidaria; Hydrozoa; Anthoathecata; Hydractiniidae
Product: ubiquitin-conjugating enzyme E2 G2-like
Exons: 8
Coding region: 84-593 (169 amino acids)
Cellular component (GO): endoplasmic reticulum; cytosol
Source: RefSeq, a predicted model, not a curated record
UUCAUUCAGAUAAUUGUUUUCUAGAAAACAGAGACAGCAUAUUAACUAUUAGUAGUAUCUAAAUAACUGGAAAAGAAAUCAAAAUGGCUGGAGCGGCACUGAAACGAUUGAUGGCAGAGUACAGACAACUGACAAUCAAUCCACCAGAUGGAAUCUUAGCAGGACCAGCUCAUGAGGAAAACUUCUUUGAGUGGGAAGCACUUAUUGCUGGACCUGAAGGUACAGCUUUCGAUGGUGGUGUGUUUCAGGCGAAGUUAAGUUUUCCUAUUGACUAUCCGUUGAGUCCACCAAAAAUGAAAUUUCAAAGUGAGGUCUUUCACCCUAACAUAUAUGCUGAUGGACGUGUGUGUAUUUCAAUCCUUCAUGCACCUGGAGAUGAUCCAAUGGGUUAUGAAACAAGUGCUGAAAGAUGGUCACCUGUGCAGUCUGUUGAAAAAAUACUUCUAUCUGUUGUCAGCAUGUUAGCAGAGCCUAACGAUGAAAGUCCAGCUAAUGUGGAUGCUUCGAAGGUAUGGCGGGAAAAUCGAGCUGAAUUCACUCGCAUUGCAGAAGAAUGCGUGCGGAAAUCUUUAGGAAUUACAAAGAAAAUAUGAUGACUGGAAAAAACUCACAAAAGACAUUACGUUAAUAGAAGGACACUGCGCAGACAGUUACCUGCAUGUCAUCUAUCAGUGAACUCGUUGACAGCAUAGAUACUUUUAAGUUGUGUUAAGCAAAAAUAAUUUAUCAAAGAUGCUGAUGCGAAAAAAGUAAAAAAAAAUUUAUGUUAGCUAUAUUCGUAAGUAAUUUAAUGUUUUUUUUCAAAUUUAUAGCAAUCAUAGAUGUCACUCAAGUAA